Messenger RNA from Trematomus bernacchii (emerald rockcod), 1319 nucleotides. Its product is annotated as collagen alpha-2(IX) chain-like. The transcript is spliced from 14 exons. The record is from RefSeq and is a predicted model, not a curated record. The coding region runs from base 73 to 1008 and encodes 311 amino acids. Lineage: Eukaryota; Metazoa; Chordata; Actinopteri; Perciformes; Nototheniidae.
AAACGCUCCAACAGACGGAGCUGCAGGAGGAGAGGACACAGAGCUGAGGAAACAAUCUGAGGAAUAGAAGCGAUGCUGACUCAGCUGGUUUUAGGAUGGACUGCCUUGCUCAGUGGCCUCCAGCCAGCUGCUGCCUCCAUCACAACCAGGUUACUGUCUAACAGAGGCAGCAGGGGGUCCGCUCCAAAAUGCCAAAUCUUCAUCUCUCCUCCACCUCCUCCACCGGUGUUUCCUACAGUCAAACGACAAGAAGAGCUGAUGGUAGAUAUAACAGAACUCAUCACAGGACCAAAAGGAGCCAAGGGCUGCAGAGGACCCAGAGGACGGAAGGGUCCACCUGGUGUGAGGGGUCCAGAGGCAGAACAUGGAGUACAAGGAGCCAUCGGUCAGCCGGGUCCAAAGGGAGAGAAGGGUAACAGAGGCUGGAGAGGUCUGUACGGAGACAUAGGAACUCCUGGGAUGAUAAAGGGCAGUAAGGGGGGUAAAGGAUUCAGGGGUGAGAAAGGUGUGAGAGCAAAAAGAGGACCCGCUGGAGAGAUGCGCUUUAUACAUACAUUUGACUUACUUGCUGUUCUGUUGCAGGGCGACCCGGGCCAGAGGGGGGGGGCAGCGCCGAGGGGGGAGCCGGGACCCCGAGGAGACCCGGGAGCCAGGGGACCCUCGGGGCUGAAGGGAUCCAGUGGAUCUUCAGGACGGCUCGGUCAUCCCGGUUCUGCAGGACGGUCCGGGCUGACUGGAGAUCCUGGACUACCUGGACAAGUGUACGUCCUGCCGGGCCUGCAGGGAGACGCAGGAGAGGGAGGAGCUGCAGCAACAUGCAACUGUUCAGAGGGAGAGAGACCUAAACCAUCGAUAGACAAGGUCCAGACGAUCUUCCUGGCGGACGGAGAGAGGCAGAUGAGGAGGCUGAGGGGGAAGAACGUGAUGGUUCUGAGGACCGACAGGAACGCUCUGUUCAUCUACUCUGACUCCCAGUGGGUCAACGUACUGGAGGAUUCCAGACACUGAGCCCUCUCCAUCAACACCCGCUGAAGGGCCCUUGAGCGAAAACCUAAACCCAAACACUUCCAGGUGUAGACAUGUAUCAUUUAGUGAAUGUAAAGGUUAAUGACCAUUUGCCGAUGUUUGAAUAAAGGUUUGCCUGUCCUCUGUACAUCUCCUUAAGAAUGUAUUGUAAAUAUAUAUUGCAGUAGGCUCUAACUCUAACAUUUCUUAUUAUUAUUUACACAUGCAUGUGUUUAAACAAUGUUUUUCUAUAGUGUUUCUCUUUUGGAACACUAACAACUUAACAAUGUUUUCCGUUGUAAUGUAUAAUUUCU